AUGGUUCUCUCCAGAUGGAUCUCUGUGGCGACUCUGCUGACCCUGCUGACUCCAGAGUCUCUCUCACAACUAAGUGUGUGCGGUCAGCCUCCUCUGAACACCCGGAUCGUUGGGGGGCAGGUGGCCACCGAGGGCAACUGGCCUUGGAUGGCCAGUCUGACCAAGCGUGGGCUCCACUUCUGUGGAGGGUCGCUCAUCAACAGUGAGUGGGUGUUGACCGCCGCCCACUGCUUUCCAUCCACCAGCCUACAAGACCUGGUUGUGAAUCUGGGUCGCCAGAACCAGCAGGGCAGCAACCCCAAUAAUGUGCAGCGGACGGUGACGCGGAUCAUCAACCACCCCCAGUACGACGACACGACCAACGACAAUGACAUCAGCCUCCUGCAGCUCUCGUCGGCAGUGACUUUCAACAACUACAUUAUGCCCGUCUGCCUGGCAGCUCCAAGCAGCAGCCUCCACAGCGGCAUCGAAUCCUGGGUCACCGGCUGGGGCAAGAUCAGCAGUCUAGUGUCCCUUCCAGCCCCAGGAGCCCUGAUGGAGGUGGAGGUGCCCAUCGUGGGGAAUAAACAGUGUAACUGUGACUAUGGAGUGGGUGGAAUCACAAGCAACAUGAUCUGCGCCGGGCUCCGUGCUGGAGGGAAGGACUCCUGUCAGGGGGACUCGGGCGGUCCACUGGUGAGCAAGCAGGACACUCGCUGGAUCCAGACAGGAGUCGUUAGUUUUGGAAUAGGUUGCGCACUGCCUGAACUCCCAGGGGUCUACGCCAGAGUGUCAGAGUACAAGUCCUGGAUCAACAGCCAGCUCUCCAGAAAUCUGCCAGGCUACAUCACCUUCGUGUCCAUCGGGACCGACAGCGACAUCGGCGUCAUUUGUGUUACAUCUCAACCCGUAAUCACUCCCACCACCACUCCCACCACCACCACCACUCCCACCACCACCACCACUACCACCACCAACACCACCACCACCACCACCAACACCCCUGCAACCACCACCACCCCACCGGUGAUCUGUGGCCGAGCCCCGAGGAAUUCACGUAUUUCGGGGGGCGGCUCCGUGGUGAUUACCGCCGAGUGGCCGUGGAUGGCGAGCCUGCAGAAGAACGGAAGUCACGUGUGUGGCGGCACUCUGGUCGCCGUGGACGCCGUAUUGAGCAACGCCGCCUGCUUUUCCAGCUCCCCCACGCCGUCUGACUGGACCGUCGUGUUGGGUCGGUUGAAGCAGAACGGGUCCAACCAAUUCGAGGUGACGCUCAACGUGACCAACAUCACCAUGAGCACCAAGGAUGGGUUCAACGUGGCGGUGCUGAGGCUGGCGGCCCGACCCGGCCUGUCCGACUACAUCCAGCCCAUCUGCAUGGACAACGGGCAGACCUUCGCCGUGGGCGUCACAUGCUGGGUGGCGGGCUGGAGCGCCGGGCGAGGAGGGGAGGAAGGAGUUCUGCAGGAGUUCCAGACCUCGGUGGAAAGCUGUGGGAACGAGUCAUCGUCCGGUGACAGCAUCUGUACCGGACUCUUAUCACUGGAGCAGGGGGACUCUGGGGGUCCGAUGAUGUGUAAGCUGAGGGACUCCUGGUUCCAGGCGGCAGUGCUGUCGUCUCAAAACGCCACCAGAUCCAAACGAGCAGCCGUGACGGUCUUCACCAGCCUGAGCAGCUUCCAGAACUUCCUGUCUCAGACGGUGGGCUUCCUGUCUUCCACCACCACCUCCACCACCAACGGGACCUCCAACACCAGCGCGGGCGCUCCUGCUCAAUGCCCCUUCCUCCUCCUCCUGCUCCUCCUCCCUGUGUGUCUCCAGCUCUUGGUGCCGUGAACAUGAUGGAGAUACCUCGUUCACUUUAUAGACAGAUAUUAAGAUCUGAUUAUGAAGUCCAAUCAGCACUGGAGGUUAACAAAGCCUAACAUGUAGAUUUACCAGAGCUAUAUAUAUAUAUACAUGAAUAAUUAUUCCUGAUGAUUUGAUUGUCCAGGAAACUCCUUUCUGAAUCAGAAAUGUGCCUUUUAGUUCUUUGCACAACAACUAUAAUGUAUAAAAGUAAUAUGCGUUUUAAAAUGUGCUGUACAGUGAAGAAUGAGAUAAAUAUUAAUGGGUUGUGCACAAAGAAAAGAA
Molecule: messenger RNA, 2112 nt
Organism: Pseudoliparis swirei
Lineage: Eukaryota; Metazoa; Chordata; Actinopteri; Perciformes; Liparidae
Product: transmembrane protease serine 9-like
Exons: 10
Coding region: 1-1815 (604 amino acids)
Biological process (GO): proteolysis
Molecular function (GO): serine-type endopeptidase activity
Source: RefSeq, a predicted model, not a curated record